Molecule: messenger RNA, 2782 nt
Organism: Vombatus ursinus (common wombat)
Lineage: Eukaryota; Metazoa; Chordata; Mammalia; Diprotodontia; Vombatidae
Product: mucin-5B-like
Exons: 11
Coding region: 118-1812 (564 amino acids)
Cellular component (GO): extracellular matrix
Molecular function (GO): protein binding
Source: RefSeq, a predicted model, not a curated record
ACUAAGGUCACCAAGGUGCCAAAGACAACUCCCGGAUCUCUGAGCACAAGCCCAUCAUUUGGAACCACCUCCACUAGCCAAAAAACAGCUUUCAGCCCCCUUACUUCAGGCACAACCAUGGCCACAUUAGCUACAGAGUGCCAGCCUAGGUGCGUGUGGACAGACUGGUUUGAUCAGAGCUACCCGAUUCCUGGAAAAGAUGGUGGAGACUUUGAAACCUAUGACAACAUCCGGGCUGCAGGGGAAACCAUCUGUGCGAAGCCUCGGGAAAUCCAGUGCCGAGCAGAGAACUACUUUGGCAUGCCCAUCGACCAACUGGGACAAGUGGUUGAAUGCAAUGUGGACAUUGGUCUAGUCUGCAGGAACCAGGACCAGGCUGGCCCCACAAAAUACUGCUUGAACUAUCACAUCAGGGUGCUCUGCUGUGAUGACUACAGCCCCUGUGUCUCUAUCUCUGUGCCUUCCCAUUCAAGAACUACACAUGUGAGCAGGCCUACUUUGCAGACAUCCACCAUCUCUACCUUCUCCACUUCUGUAUCCAUCCCUCCUGUGUCACAGACAUCGCCAGUACCCUCCACCUUCACAACGCCAUGCUUCUGCUUUGUGGUCGGAGACCUGUUUUCUCCGGGUGAUGUUAUUUACAACAAGACAGACAAAGCUGGGUGUAGUUUUUUUGCCAUUUGCAAUCAACAAUGUGAAAUAGAACGAUUUCAUGGGCCAUGUCCAACUCCAACAUCAUCAGUACCCUCAUCAACUGUCUCACAAACCAUUCCUCCUCCAGGUUGCUAUGAUGUCUUUCCAUCAAGACAGCCUGGAGAGCAAUGGACUAGUAAUUGCCAAGACUGCAUCUGUGACAACAACUCACUCACAGUACAGUGUAGACCUGUUCAGUGCCUGGAGUCCACAACAGCCCCCAAGUGCCAAAAGGAGGGCUUUGUCAUUGUCUACGAGCCCCAGACAGAGGAUCCGUGCUGCAUGGAGGCACGCUGUGUCUGCAACCAGUCCAGCUGCCCUCAAGAUCGACCGAGCUGUAAGCCACAAGAAGAGGUGUUUAGCAUCCUGCCUACAGACAGCUGCUGUCCUGUCUUUGGGUGCAAAGAGAGAAUGUGUGAGCAAAAUGGGACCACCUAUGGGAUUGGGUCAACAGUGCCAUCAGAGCAGCCCUGCCACACCUGUACCUGUCGCGUCGAGGUGAACCCGGACACCAACAGCAUGGUGUGGUGUGAGGCUGAGCAAUGCUCCAUUGCCUGUGCCCCGGACCAGGAGUACAAGGUCCUACCAGGGCAGUGCUGUGGGCAAUGUGUGCCAGCAACCUGCAUCACUCCAGAUGGAAAGCGGAUUAAGUUCAAUGAGACCUGGGUCGACACCAGUGCAGACAACUGUACAGAAUACCGCUGUGAGAAAGUGGACAAGCAGACCAUCGUGUCUCGGAGACCAACCGAGUGCCCAGACAUGCCGGUGUGCAAGGGAGUCCUCAGGAAAGCCGGCUGCUGCUAUGAAUGCGAGGAGAUUGAGGAAGAUUGUCGGGUUCAGUCCAAUGAAACGCUUCUCCAGUAUGAGGGCUGUGUGUCAGAGACAGCCGUCAAUCUCACCUUCUGUGCAGGGUCCUGCAACUCCAUGUCCAUGUAUUCUCUGGAGGCUAAUGAGAUUCAGAGGAAAUGUACCUGCUGCCAGGAGACUCAGACGCACCAGGAAGAGGUGAAGAUGAAGUGUCCUGAUGGCAGGGAGAUACAGCGCAUGUACACACAUGUGGAUGCCUGCAGCUGCACGUCUGCCUGCCUGCCCUCCCACUCUGAUGUCGUCACCCGUUAGACAAGCCUCAUGCCUCCAGGAGAGAACCCUCCAGCUUUCUUCUCAGAAUCUUGGGAGGAGUCCUCACCAUGCUGGAGGGGGAUGGAGGGAGGACACUGAAUCUGAAUCAGAGCCCAGCAUGGAAAGAGACUCUUUCCUAAGCCCAGGAAACUUUGCCUUCUUUGCCUCCUUGCUCUGCAACAGUCUCUCCAGCAGCCCCAGAUUCUUCCUGAGCCCUCCAUAGGUCAGAGGUCAGUAGGAAGGGAAGGCUUGAGAGUCCUGGGGUCCUUCCCUGACUGGCUAAGCACCUUGUGGAGAGGGUCUAGUGGAUACAAUGAGGCUCCAGGUUCUUGUCCCAAAGAGAGACUAGGGGCCCCUAAGCUAAUAGCUAGAGACUGCAGGCUCCUUGAGAGCAGGGACUGUCUUUUGUCUCUCUUUGUAUCCCCAGUGAUUAGUACAUUGCCUGGAAUGUUGAAGGCACUUAAUAAAUGCUUGUUGGCUACCUAACAGGAGAGCUGCAAGUACUUAAAGACGAUAAGAGUGGCCAUGGACCUCCAGCCCCAGACUUACUCACCUUGCCAAAGUGAGACUGCUCACACUCCCUGGUGCUAUCCAAGGUCCUUAGCAGCCUUGCCAUUCAUUGUUCCAGAAGGAAUCCCAUAGGACUAGACAUGCUCAGUAAGAUGCUAGCUUGCUCCCUCCCAGAUUCUGGUGGGGGAAGGGGCUUUUCCUCUUCAGCAAAUGUUUCUUUCCUCAAGUGGUGGGUAGCAGUGCUGCCUCCCUAUUUCUGACUCCUUGGUCCUAACUCCAUGCAGACAAGGGUGGAGUCAAGGGUAAGGAGUAGCAUGCCGGAAGGCAUAAAGGUAGAGAGGGGAUUUAUCUCCUCAUCUGACAAGAGAAGAAACUGAGGCAUGGGGGGAGGGGAGACAGAUGCAGGCAACCUCCUUGGGCUCUUAUGACUUACCUGUUCCUUAGGGAUUCAAUAAUAAAC